Molecule: messenger RNA, 2577 nt
Organism: Salvia hispanica
Lineage: Eukaryota; Viridiplantae; Streptophyta; Magnoliopsida; Lamiales; Lamiaceae
Source: RefSeq, a predicted model, not a curated record
AUGAGGAGUUUUGAUGAUGAAGAUGACAAUGAUGAGGAUGAUGUACCUUCCUCAUGGUUCAAAUUCAAAUGGAAAAGCAACAAAUCACAUCUCUGCUCCAAUGUUACUCCCACUCGAGACUUUCUCGAAGUAUUUCCAGACGAAUCCAAGAGUUGGGACGGGCCAAUGAGGGAACUCGCAAAUGCAGCAGAAGAUAUUCUAGAAUAUCUAGUGCUGGAAAAAGUUUUUUUGCCUCGCGAUGAUGAGUUUGUAUUCCAUCCAAAUCGAAAACACAAACUCAGCCUGAAAAAAGUGGUCCAAGAGACUUAUUUGAAGCUAGAAAAUGUGAUUGAGUUAAUGGAAGAAUUCCCAGACGAAAACAGUAUGAAAGGUCGAAUCACAAAGAUAACAAACGAAGUGAGAGAUAUCUAUCAGUUUUACGAGUGGGAGCAAAUUCACUGCCAUUUUAGAGAAAAGUGGAGAUUUUUACCAGCAGAGUGUUCCAUGUUCAAACCUAAACUCCAGUUUAUACACCACUUGAACAAGACAAGAAAUGAAAUUGAUUCAAUCAUGGAGGAGGUGAUGGCCAUGAUGAAUGAUAGCAAUGCAUCCAACUCAUCAUCUACACUUGCACCAGUUGAUGAUAUAGUUGGCUUCCCUCAAGAUGAUGCUGAUGCGUCUGAAUGCCAUCGAAGCGCAAAACAUGAGCUCCAGCUGGAAAAAGUUAUGGAGGAGAUUGCUUUGAUUUCUGCAAAAGUAAAGAACAUAAAGGUUAGUUCCAGCAGCAUAGAAGUUCAACAUGGUGCUGAUUCUUCUUCUCAAAGUUCUUCAGAUUCUUCUACUCUCAGUUAUUCAUCAACUGCUCCACCCAUCCAAAACAAUUUCAUAAUUGGUUUGGAAGAUCACGCGAGGAACAUAAAGGACCGGCUCUGUGGAAAUCCAUCCAAGCUCCAGGUCAUACCAGUAUGUGGCAUGGGGGGCAUCGGCAAAACUACUCUUGCCAGAAAUGUUUAUGACGAUAAAUUAAUUGCGGAGAAUUUCCCCAUUCGUGUUUGGGUUACUAUAUCACAGGAUUAUAGUGCAGAGAGAAUUCUUUCAGACCUUCUGGAGUCCUUGGAAAGGAACACAACAACAAAGGUAUUUAGUCCUUCUGAAGAACACAACAACAAAGGUGGAAAGGAAGAAGACGCUGAUAAAAAAGUGUACCAACUUUUAAUGGGCAGAAAGUAUUUAGUCGUGAUGGAUGAUAUCUGGAGGAGUGAGGCAUGGGAUAUCGUUAGGAAUGUGUUUCCUGAUAAUGUAAACGGAAGCCGUAUCAUGCUAACUACAAGAUUGUAUGAUGUGGCUUCUUAUCCUGGUCCUUCAAUCAAGCCUUAUGAGUUGGGAUUCCUGACUGAAGAUCAGAGUUGGAAUCUACUUAAGGAGAAGGUGUUUGCAAAUCAAGAUUGCCCAUCCAAUUUGGAAUAUAUUGGGAAGAAUAUCGCAAGAAGCUGCAAAGGGUUGCCCCUCGCUAUUGUGGUAAUUGCAGGACUCUUAGCUACAGUCACUAAGAAUCCAGCUUCGUGGAUGGAGAUUGCGGAAAUGGUGAAGUCUGCAAAAACAGCAGAGCAAGAGCAUAUUGAAGAGAUACUAUCUUUGAGCUAUGUGGAUAUACCUCAGUUAUUGAGGCCAUGUUUCUUGUACAUGGGUUCAUUUCCUGAAGAUCAUGAGAUACAUACCACGAAACUCAUAAGAUUAUGGAUAGCUGAGGGCUUUCUCAAAUUUCCGAUCAACACCAAGAGCUUUGAAGAGGUGGCUGAAGAGUGUUUAGAGGAACUUGUGAAGAGAAACCUUGUUUUUGUAACAAAGAGGAAAUCUGAUGGGAGAGUUAAAAGUUGCAGCCUCCAUGAUCUGAUAAGGGAGCUGUGCAUAAGAAAAGCUCAAGAAAGUAAGUUUUUUCUGAAUUUGAUGGAUGAGGAUAUUGAAAAGGAGAAAUUUAUGGAAAGCAUAAAAAAUGAGCGUCGGAUGAGGGUGUUGGAUGCUGAAGCUGCUGAUGUGGAGUCAUUGCCAUCUCCAUUGUUUGAGCUAUUUCAUUUGAGAUACCUUGCUAUAGAUAUAGGGGAGAUUUACUUUGAUUAUCCCGAAGAAACAACUUGUCCACUAGAAAAUUUGCACACGGUUUCGUAUGUUGAGAGUGCUUGUUGUAGUGAGGAGAUCUUGAAAAGGAUCCCAAACCUAAAAAAACUGAAGGUUGAUUGUUCUCAUGGUCGAGAUGCAGGUUGCCUGAAUGAUCUGAGCUACAGUUUUGCUUUUCCGGAGAUGCUCAAAAAGUUGACUUUGAGGGAUUUGAAACUUCCUUGGAACGACAUGAUUGUUGUUGGUUCAUUGCCAAAUCUUCAAGUGCUUAAACUGAAAGGUUGCACUUGCAGUGGUGGCACAUGGGAAACAACUGAAGGAACAUUUCCAGUGUUGGAAGUUCUUCUGGUUCAAGGUUCAGGGUUUAAGAACUGGAUAACUGAAAGUGGCCAUUUCCCCAUGCUCAAACGCCUGCUACUUCAUUCUUGUUGGAUCUCAACGCGAUUCCAACUGAUAUUGGAGAUAUUCCAACUCUUCAACUGA